UAACUUCCGUUUCCCAUUUGUUGUUUUUUUAUUCACGCGGAUUUUAAUAAACAGAAUAUUUCUUUUUAUUUAAAAGAAACAAUGGACGAAACGUAUAAUCAUGUGAUUCCUAAUAUGAAUGCUGAGGAAUAUAGAAAUUUAAGUGAUGCUGAUAGACCACCGGUACAUGACAAACAAUUACAAGUGAUUAAAGUUUUUCAAGAUAAAAGCGUCAUUAUUGGCGCGAGUAAUAUGAUUGACAGAAAUUGGAAUGGUACAUUUUGGUAUUACAAUCAAUUGGAAAAUUUCGAUAGAAAUAAAGCAUACGGGGCAAUUAGAACUGACAGUGGAAUUGCGGAUGCUGCUUAUCUUGGACAACAUAAUAAAUGUAUUAUUGGAGAAGAUAGUGGAACAAUUCAAAUUGUUGAAUUGAAUGACGAAAAAAAUGAUGAUAGUAGCUCAACUUUAAAGACAUUUAAAUCAUUAAGUUAUUCCUGUCAACAUGAUGAUUGUCUAAUAUCAUUGUCGGUAUUUGACAAUAAACUAUGCGCUGUUUCAGCAGGAAUGGAUUGUUGCAUUAAAGUUUGGGACGUUACAGAAGAUCUUAAAUCUACGCACAGUUAUAAUUCUGCCCAUUGUGAUACAAUUACCUGUGUGAGUGCACAGCCAAAAAGUGAUUCUGUUUUCGCGUCCACUUCAAAGGAUUCUGAUACACUUAUCUGGGACACUAGGAAAUCAAAGCCAGCUCACGGCAUUUUCAAAAAUAAUAAUUGUGGAUUAACGGCGAUUGCUUGGAAACCAAAUGAUGAAAAUAUAGUCGCAAUUGGUGCCGAGGAUAAAAGUAUUACCAUUGUCGAUAUUCGUAAUCCAAACACUGAAAUUUGUUCUAAUGUUGUUUUCGACAGAGCGGUUUAUAAACUCGAAUUUAAUCCACUAAUUCCAAAUCAAUUGGCCGGCUGCUGUGAUGGAAAUAUGGUGAAAAUGUUUGACAUUGAUAGAAAUCUAGUAACAAUUUAUGAAGACGAUAGACAUCAAGAUUUUGUUCGUGGUCUUGCUUGGCAUCAAAACAAACUUUUAACAUGUUCUUGGGAUAAUUCUAUUCUCAAUCAUUCACUAGUGGAAUUAUAAAAAAAAUUCCGGUAUUUGCUCCACAGAAUAGAAAUUAAUUUUUUUUAAACCUAUUUUUAGUUUCACUCUUUUUUUUUCUCUAAAUAUCACAUUAAUGAAAGUCGUGUAAAUAAGUAAUUAAUUGAAAAAAAGGAUUUUCGUAAUAAUUUUUUUCAAUUUUAUAUUUAAUGCAAUUGGUAUUUGUUUUUUCCACAAAUAUAUUUUUAAAAUCAA
Leptopilina boulardi is the source of this 1320-nucleotide messenger RNA. Its product is annotated as methylosome protein 50-like. Lineage: Eukaryota; Metazoa; Arthropoda; Insecta; Hymenoptera; Figitidae. Bases 82 to 1107 code for a protein of 341 amino acids. Gene Ontology annotation, molecular function: protein binding. Gene Ontology annotation, cellular component: methylosome. The record is from RefSeq and is a predicted model, not a curated record. The transcript is spliced from 5 exons. Gene Ontology annotation, biological process: oocyte axis specification.